Molecule: messenger RNA, 597 nt
Organism: Cajanus cajan (pigeon pea)
Lineage: Eukaryota; Viridiplantae; Streptophyta; Magnoliopsida; Fabales; Fabaceae
Product: zinc-finger homeodomain protein 11
Biological process (GO): regulation of DNA-templated transcription; regulation of developmental process
Cellular component (GO): nucleus
Molecular function (GO): transcription cis-regulatory region binding; DNA-binding transcription factor activity
Source: RefSeq, a predicted model, not a curated record
ACCUUUCUCUCUCACAUCACAAGAACAAGAGCAUGGAAAACUCAAACUGCGUCUACAGAGAGUGCCUCCGCAACCACGCCGCCAGCCUGGGGAGCUACGCCACCGACGGCUGCGGCGAGUUCACGCUGCAGGAGGGGUCCCUCCAGUGCGGCGCCUGCGGGUGCCACCGCAACUUCCACCGCAAGGCGGCCUGCGAGGGGGCGGAGGUGGUGGGGGGCGGAGAGAGGAGCAAGAAGAGGUUCCGGACGAAGUUCAGCGCGGAGCAGAAGGAGAAGAUGGUUGUGUUCGCGGAGAAGCUGGGGUGGAAGCUGCAGCGGAGAGAGGUUGACGACGAGAUAGAGAGGUUCUGCCGAAGCGUUGGUGUUAGCAGACAGGUUUUCAAGGUGUGGAUGCAUAACCAUAAGAAUAACUCUAACUCUUCUAAUUCCUCUGCUAACCUCUCUUCUCUCACUCAAUAACAUGCAAUGCACUAUGCAACCAACCUUUUCAUGUAAUGUAAUCAUUUUCUAUUUUCUCUUUUCCUUCUUGCAUCACUAAGAUCGAUCCAUAUGGACAAUGUAUGUUUGGAUUUCAAUCAAAACAAUUAUAAUUAUAUUA